Molecule: messenger RNA, 4109 nt
Organism: Durio zibethinus
Lineage: Eukaryota; Viridiplantae; Streptophyta; Magnoliopsida; Malvales; Malvaceae
Source: RefSeq, a predicted model, not a curated record
UUUUGCUUGACUCCUUUGCCAUAUGAUGGUUCCGCGUUGCUUCUCUUUCUUUUUCACCUUGGAGUCUUUUUAGUUGCGUUCAUUAUUCACUUUUUUUUCCUACUGUGUUACAGACUCAACAUCACAAAACCUUCUUGUUCUCUGUUAUGGCUUCCUCUUCCUCUGCUUCUGCUUCCUUAACUCAAGCAAAGCAUCAUGUUUUCCUGAGUUUUAGAGGUGAAGACACACGCAAUACCUUCCUCAGUCACCUAUAUGAAGCUUUGAAAGGAAAAGGGAUUGGAGCUUAUGCUGAUUUCAAAGAACUUCCAAGGGGAGAGGAAAUUUCUUCCGCACUGUUGGAAGCAAUCGAAAAAUCAAUGAUUUCCGUAAUAGUUUUUUCUCAGAAGUAUGCUACUUCAUCAUGGUGCUUAGAUGAACUCUCCAAGAUAAUGGAAUGCAGGGAUUCACGAGGACAACUUGUGGUACCCAUUUUCUACCAUGUUAACCCAUCCGAUAUACGAAAACUAAAAGGGAGUUUUGAAGAAGCUUUUGUUGACCAUGAAAGAAACAGGAUAGACAAGGUUAAGGGGUGGAGACUCGCUUUGACUAAAGCUGCCGGUUUAAGUGGGUGGCACAUUGCUGGAGAUAAGCCUGAGCCCACAGUCAUUGAGGAUAUUGUUAAAGAUAUUGUAAACAAGUUGGAUCGGUUGUCUAAAGGUGAUUGCAAAACAACUCUUGCUCAAGCUAUAUAUGAUGAAGUCCGUGGUCAAUUUGAAAGUUAUUACUUCUUGGCAGAUGUUAGAGAGAAGUUAGAAACACCUGUUGCAAAUGCAAUCACUCUGCGGGAUCAACUUCUUUCCCAAUUAUUAAACCAGCACGGCCUCCAUAUCGGUACUCCUAGAAUGCCCUUUCUCAUUAAGGAUAGACUCCGUCGUAAGAAAGUUCUUCUUGUCCUUGAUGAUGUCAAUGAUUGGGACCAAUUAGAAAAAUUAGAAAUUAGCCAUGACCACUUUGGUUCUGGUAGUAGAAUCAUUAUAACAUCCAGAAACAAACAAGUCCUUAUAAAUGGAUCAGUUGACGAAACGUACAAGGCUAAGGGAUUAGGUUACAAUGACUCCAUUAAGCUUUUUUCGCUGCAUGCCUUCAAGCAAAACGGCCUUGUUGAUGAUUAUAAGGAUGUAUCAAAUAAGUUUUUGGAAUAUGCUAAAGGCGUUCCGCUAGCUCUUAAAGUCUUGGGUUCUACUGUUUGUGAGAAGAACAAAGCAUAUUGGGAAAGUGCAUUGAAUAAAUUAAAGCAACAUUCCGAUCCGAAAAUUCACGAUGUGCUGAAGAUUAGCUUUGAUGGGCUGGAAGAUGUAGAGAAGAAGAUAUUUCUUGAUAUCGCAAUAUUCUUUAAAGGGUGUGGUAGAGAUAGUGUAACAAAAAUACUAGACGGUUGCUAUAAUGGGACUGCUGGUUGGGCAAUUACCAACCUUGUUGAUAAAUGCCUCUUAGAUGAUACAAAAGAGAACAAGCUUGGCAUGCAUGAUUUGCUACAAGAGAUGGGUAGGAUAAUUAUCAGUUCAGAAUCUCGAUGGGCAGAAGAAUGUAGUAGAUUAUGGAAUUCAGAUGAUGUUUGUAAAGUGUUAAAGAAGGGCAAGGGGACGAAAUCAGUGGAGGGGAUAUUAUUAGACCUGUCUCAAAUUAAUAAUGAAGUACAGUUACAUCCACGUGCUUUCGCAAGGAUGCCUAAUCUUAGAAUUAUCAAAUUCUAUGAUCCUACUUUUUCUGGGAAGGGAGGUAUGUUGGUUCCUUCGCACAAAGGUCUUAAAUCUCUUCCUGAUGAGUUAAGGUAUUUUCAUUGGGAGAAUUGCAUGCUGAAAUCUAUACCGUCGAAUUUUAGUCCGAAGAAUCUUGUUGAAUUAAGAUUAAGUGGUCGCAAUUUUGAACUACUUUGGAAUGGAGACCAGAAUCUUGAGAAUUUAAGAGUGCUUGAUCUUUCAGAUUGCAAGAAUUUAAUCAGGAUCCCAAGUUUGUCAGCAUCCAAAAAUAUUGAACAACUGAAAAUUAGUGGGUGCGAAAGCUUGGUUGAACUCCCAUCCAUGGUUCAUUUGACAUCUCUUUGCUUUAGCCUACUCGGUUAUGGUUUAAAAAAUUUGAAGAAAUUUCCUGAGCUGCCACAGCAUAUCGAAGAGUUGACUUUAACAUGCACUGCAAUAGAAGAAAUUCCGGAGUCAAUCGGGUUUCUCCAUCAACUUGUUCGUUUGGAUAUGAGUGGUGGCCGAAUUCAUAAUCUUCCAAGCACUACUAUUCAGUUGCAUGCCCUUAGAGAAAUCAGUCUCCAAAGUUGCCCAAACAUCACAAAUUUUCCGAUUGUUCCGGAGAACAUAGAACUCUUAGUUUUGGGUUACACUCCAAUAAAAGAAGUGCCUUCAUCAAUCUCAAGGCUUAAAAACCUUACUUCUUUCAACAUGUAUGGCUGCACAAGGCUUAAAAGCGUUCCAACCAGCAUUUGUAAGUUAAAAUCUCUUGUAUCACUAGGUCUCUGUGGCUGUUCAAACUUAGAGUGUUUCCCAGAAAUAUUAGAGACUAAGCGUCUAAAAUAUCUUGGUUUAAGUAAAACAGCCAUAACAGAGUUAUUCUCGACUAUAUUUCGGUUUGUCCCUUUGAAAGUAUUGAAUCUAUCUGGAUCAGAUAUAGUGGAAAUUCCUAAGAGUAUCAAACAACUUUCUAAUUUACAGUAUCUAUAUUUAUCUGAUUGUGGGAACCUCGAAUCAUUGCCAGAACUUCCACCAUGUUUACAUUUUUUAGUAGCAGGAAACUGCAGAUCUUUAAAGAGGGUUUCCCAGUGGGAACAUGCGCAUUUUAUGGAAGCUGGGACAUUUUUAUUAUCUGGCAACAGUGAGUUUGUAUUCAAUAAUUGCUUCAAUCUGGACGGGGAUGCAGUCAACAACAUUGUGGCUAAUGCACAGCUUAUAGCUCAAUGUACGGCACAGGUGUUUGCGAUGAAAUCUUCUGAAGUUGCUGCUAAUAAUUUUUAUCGUUAUAGUAAUGGUUUCCUUUCUUGUUUCCCUGGAAGUAAAAUUCCAAAGACAUUCAAGAAUCGGAGUAAAAAUUCUUCAAUAACUGUCAAGUUGGGUCCAGCUUGUUCUAGUAAAAGAUUUUUGGGCUUUCUUCUAUGCAUUGUGGUUAAUUUUAAGGGCCCUCAUAAAUUCAAACACUUCGGCGGUAGUUGCCAAUAUCUAUUAACAACCGAGCGCCUUGACCGCCUUGACCGUGAUCCUCUCGAACUUACUCAUCAUUGGAAUUGGAAUGCCCCUUUCUGUCCAAGCUUUGAUUCGAAUCAUGUGAUCCUUUUUGGUAGUGGUUUUGGAAGGGAAAUCAAUGAAUCCAUAAAUAACCAUUUUGAUGAGGCCUCCAUUGAAUUCUACGUUACAGCUCAGGAUUUUGAUUCCAAUAUUGAGCAUAUCAUAGUGCAAAAAUGUGGUGUCAAUGUAUUAUAUGAGGAUGCUGUCAGAUCCAAUGACAAAGAGGUUUCAGUUGAUGCUUUUCUUAGGAUCCCUAAGAGCAGUUGGAAUGUGAAAAUUAUGGAUGUUUCAAGUGUCUCUUUGUCACCAGUAGAAAGGGUUUUCAGAGAAAUAUUGGCUAGAGAUUUGCAUCCCUUUGCUACUUACUACAUGCUAUUGCUGCUGCCGCAGCAGUUCCAGAUCGUCAAGAGGAAUCUUAUCAAGCCAAGUAAUAGCUUAAAGGGGCCAUCUGGCACUACAGAAAUGCAAUUUCACUUCAUGGGAUGUAGUCAUGCUUCAGCAACGCUUGGGUUUAUUAAGGAUGUGUUUUUAUGCUGUGCAAAGGACUGGGUUGGGUUGGUUGCGAUGUUUGUUCCCAUUGGUGCUAUGCUGCCUGUGGGAAAUUAUAGAGUUAAAGCUAUGGAUUUUGAUUCGAAUAUUGAGCAUAUCAAAGUGCAAAAAUGUUGGGUCAAUGUAUUAUAUGUGGAUGCUGUGAGAUCUUAUGACAAAGAGGUUGAAUCCUGUAGAAAUUACAGGUCUGAUUUUGAAGAGGCUGUGAAUCCAACCAUUGAGACAUUGGAAUCAAGUUGUCAUGCUAAUUUAUCAUUCACUAAGAUGAAGAGAAGAGAUGUGAUGCUUCCAUGA